AUGGUCCUAGGUUUGAAGAGGGGAAGGAAGACCCUAGUCUUGGAGGGUACUCACUCUAAAGCAAAGCUCUGGUCUAUCAGAGAGUCUGCUCUAUCAGAGGCUCCUAGAGAGGAGAGGAACUGCUGGGGCUUCGGGGAAAAAUCUCUCACAGGGAACUCUCUUCCAGGGCUGAGCCUGGGCCCCAGGACCAGCGUGCAGUCAGGCACCAUCCCCAAACCCACCCUCUGGGCUGAGCCAGGCUCUGUGGUAGCCUGGUUCAGCCCCAUGGCCCUCUGGUGUCAGGGCCCCCUGGAGACUGUGAAGUACCGUCUGGAUAAGGACGGAAUCCCAUGGCACAGACAGAACCCUCUGGAGCCCGGAGCCAAGGCCAAGUUCCACAAUCCAUCCAUGGGAUUUCACGCUGCAGGGCAAUACCGCUGCCACUAUGAGACCCCUGCAGGCUGGUCAGAGCCCAGUGACCCCGUGGAGCUGGUGGUGACAGGCGUGUCUAGGAGGCCCUCCCUCCUGACCCCACAGGGCCCUAUCGUGGCCCAUGGAGGCAGCCUGACCCUGCAGUGUCGCUCUGAUGUUGACUAUGACAGAUUUGCUCUGUACAAGGACCAGGAAGUUCACCUCCUCCAGGGCUCUGGCCAGAAGUUCCAGGUUGGGCUCUCCCAGGCCAACUUCACCCUCAGCCCUGUGAGCUGCUCCCACAGGGGCCAGUACAGAUGCUCCGGUGCCCACAACCUCUCCUCCGAGUGGUUGGCCCCCAGUGACCCCCUGGACAUCCUGAUUGCAGGACAGAUCCCUGAGAGACCCUCCCUCUCAGUGCAGCCGGGCCCCAGGGUGGCCUCAGGAGAGAAGGUGACCCUGCCGUGUCAGUCAUGGCACCAUGUGGACACUCUUUUGACCAAGGAGGGGGCAGCCCAUCCCACCCGGCGUCUAAAGUCAAAGUACCAAUCUUAUAGGAACCAGGCUGAAUUCCCCAUGAGUCCUGUGGCUUCAGCCCAGCAUAGAACCUACCGAUGCUACAGCAGAAUCAGCUCCUACCCCUGCCUGCUGUCAGACCCUAGUUACCCCCUGCAGCUUGUGGUCUCAGCCUCCUUUCCACAUGGGGUCAUUGCUCCAUGGGGUCACGAUGCUGUUGGUUCCUCUUGUCAACCAAGUCACAGAGUGGAAGAGCCUUCAUUUCCUCAGCAUCCUCCUCUUUGCACACGAUGAACAAUCCACACUGUUCUACCUCAGAGCCUUCUUAUCAAUGUCCCCUGUCCGAUGCUACAGUCCAAGCUCAGCUGGUUUUCUCAGCUCAGCACUUCUUGGUUUGUGGCAGCAUAACUCCAAACUCCGCCUCUAUCUCUGGGCUGGUUUUCCAUUAGUACUGCAGAAGUGCCCGUUCUGUGCAAUGAGACACAGUGACACAGCAGACACCCCCUCCAUCCCAGCCCCUGGAGGGUCUGAAUGGAGAUCAGGACUCUGCAGAGUUGCCCAGGAACAUGGUUUCACACAUGCUCCUGCAGGAAAUCCAUAACCACGAUCACCAAGUGGGCAUUUCCAGCAUCUCAGGGUGUAGGGGUUGCUGGCUAGUCCCUGCAGUGACACAUCCUUUGGCAACUCUAUUGUGACCCUAUGAAGAACCUAUGGAGGUCCUAUGAAGGAAGAUUUUAUAGAUGCUAUGGAGGCCCUAUGGAGAUCCUAUGAAGGUCCUAUAGAAGUCCUGUGAAGGCCCUUUGGAGAACCUAUGGAGGUCCUGUGAAGGUCCCGUGGAGGUGCUAUAGAGGUCUUGCAGAUUCUGUGGAGAUUCUAACACUUUUCCAUGCAUGAGGUUGGAAAUAGACUUGCAGUUUCAAGAUAGGAAGCCUAAGGCCAGCACUGUUUUCUAAGCAACCUCAGAGUAAAUUGUUUCAUGAUCUUGAAGAAGCCCAAAUCUUAUACAUCUGCUAGAGAUAUAUAAGCAUCUUCUUCACACAUGAUGAACAAAGUUCACACACUUCCUCCUCAGUAAGGCACAGAGACAUGGACAGAAAGAAAACUAGUCAAGGACUGGCUAAAAAUCCACUGACCUGGGGAUCCGCUGAUGGUGUGACGAACACAGUGAGCUUCGGCAAGCUCUCUCAGCAGCCCCAGUGCACGCAGGAGGGGCCCAUGAGUGUCAUGGCCAUACAGCAAGAAAAAGGACAUGCAGCCAGCCGUGGUGACUCACACCUGUAAUCCCAGCGCUUUGGGAAGCCAAGGUGGGCAGAUCACCAGAGGUCAGGAGUUCGAGACCAGCCUGGCCAACAUGGCAA
Molecule: messenger RNA, 2264 nt
Organism: Sapajus apella (tufted capuchin)
Lineage: Eukaryota; Metazoa; Chordata; Mammalia; Primates; Cebidae
Product: leukocyte immunoglobulin-like receptor subfamily B member 5
Source: RefSeq, a predicted model, not a curated record